Molecule: messenger RNA, 1992 nt
Organism: Opisthocomus hoazin
Lineage: Eukaryota; Metazoa; Chordata; Aves; Opisthocomiformes; Opisthocomidae
Source: RefSeq, a predicted model, not a curated record
AUGCCUCGUACGAGCCCGCAAGCACAUCUCUGCCACGCUUCACCCUCCUUAUCUCACGGUGUAUCGUGUCCUCCCGUGCAGAGCUCCACACAGGAGAUCGGAGAAGAGCUGGAGGAUGGUGUGAUCUACAGCAUAUCGCUCCGCAAAGUGCAGCUCCAUCACACGGCCAACAAAGGGCAGCGAUGGCUGGGGUUUGAGAAUGAGUCGGCCUUAAACCUCUACGAGACGUGUAAGGUACGGACAAUAAAAGCUGGGACCUUGGAGAAGCUGGUGGAGUACCUGGUCUCAGCCUUCAAGGGCAAUGACUCCACCUACGUCACCAUCUUCCUGUGCACUUACCGGGCCUUCGCCACCACCAAGCAAGUGCUGGACCUGCUGCUUAACAGGUACGGCAAACUCCACGUGCAGGCAAAUGGGGACCACGCCAGGCACGUUGUGGACGAGAGGAUGGAGCUGAAGAACACCAUCUCCUCCAUCCUGGGUGCCUGGCUGGACCAGUACUCCGAGGACUUCCGCAAGCCCCCGGACUUCGCCUGCCUGAAGCAGCUCAUCUCCUACGUGCGCCACAACAUCCCCGGCUCGGACCUGGAGCGCCGAGCCCGCAUCCUGCUGGCCCAGUUCCAACAGCAAGAGCAGAGCGAGUCCGAGGCAGAGGCUGUGGACCACGGCGGCUGCACCUUCCAGCUGGUGGAGGAGAACGGGGUCGGGGACGGAAAGCCGGAUUUCCUCUCCUUCUCCCCAGAGAUGGUGGCAGAACAGUUCACGCUGAUGGAUGCUGAGCUGUUCAAGAAAGUGGUGCCUUACCACUGCCUGGGCUGCAUUUGGUCCCAGCGAGACAAGAAGGGCAAAGAGCACCUGGCACCCACCAUCCGUGCCACGGUCUCGCAGUUCAACAGCGUGGCCAACUGCGUCAUCGCCACGUGUCUUGGAGACCGGUCCCUGAAGCCGCAGCAGAGGGCUAAAGUGGUGGAGCGGUGGAUUGAAGUGGCUCGGUUAGGACAGCUCGAGUGCCGCAUCCUGAAGAACUUUUCCUCCCUCCGAGCCAUCCUCUCGGCGCUGCAGUGCAAUGCUGUUCACCGGCUGAAGAAGACCUGGGACGAGGUCCUACGGGAAAGCUUCCGCACUUUCCACGAGCUCUCCGAGAUCUUCUCCGAUGAGAACAACCACUCUCUGAGCCGGGAGCUUCUCAUCAAGGAGGGCACGUCCAAAUUCGCCACCUUGGAGAUCAACCCGAAGAGGGCUCAGAAGCGGCAGCAGCAGCAGCGAGAGAUGGGCGUGAUGCAGGGCACCAUUCCCUACCUUGGCACCUUCCUCACAGACCUGGUGAUGCUUGACACCGCCAUGAAGGAUUUCCUGGACGGUGGGCUCAUCAACUUUGAGAAGAGAAGGAAGGAGUUUGAAGUCAUCGCCCAGAUCAAGCUGCUUCAGUCUGCCUGCAACAACUACAGCUUCACGCAGGAGGACCAGUUCGUGGACUGGUUCCACAGCCUGGAGCGGCUCAGCGAGGCCGAGAGCUAUGGGCUGUCGUGUGAGAUCGAGCCCCUAUCGGAGUCAGCCAGCAACACGUUGAAGGCGAAGAAAAACACGGGCAUCAUCAAGCGAUGGAGCGACCUGCCCCUCUACAACCAGCAGGUCGACGACUGCUGCAUCAUCCGCGUCAGCCUGGCUGUGGACAACGGCAACAUGUACAAGAGCAUCCUGGUGACGAGCCAGGAUAAGACCCCGGUCGUUAUUCGCAAGGCCAUGGCCAAACACAACUUGGACGGAGACCGGCCUGAAGACUACGAGCUUGUUCAGAUCAUCUCAGAGGAGAGAGAGCUGAAGAUCCCCGACAACGCCAAUGUCUUCUACGCCAUGAACUCUGCCGCCAACUACGACUUCAUGCUGAAGAAGCGGGGCUUCUCCAAGGGAGUGAAGAUCAAGCACGGCUCCAGCUCCACCCUGCCCAGGAUGAAGCAGAAAGGCCUGAAGAUCGCCAAAGGCAUCUUCUAG